Messenger RNA from Ipomoea triloba (trilobed morning glory), 718 nucleotides. RefSeq names its product dynein assembly factor 3, axonemal homolog. The transcript is spliced from 2 exons. Lineage: Eukaryota; Viridiplantae; Streptophyta; Magnoliopsida; Solanales; Convolvulaceae. Bases 239 to 562 code for a protein of 107 amino acids. The record is from RefSeq and is a predicted model, not a curated record.
UAGACGAAUCGUCUCCGGCGGGUUCGUCUCCAUGGCUGGAGACGAAGGUCAUCGUCUCCGACCACUCCAUGUCCAGGGAGACGAAGAACCUUCAUCUCCUAGCCAUGGAGACGAACCCCCCCGGGAAAGUAAAGAGAGGGAAACACUCGUUGAGAGGGAAACCACAAUAAAAUGCAAAAAUGCAGAAGGAAACAAAAGUGCAAUAAAUGCAUAAGGAAAUAAAAAGAGGGAUAAAGCGAUGGAGACUGGCGAGGGAGAAGGCGGAGGUACGGUGUCGGAUGGCGGCGGUGCGACGAGUGGUGGAAGAGAGACGGCUGCGGUUGGUCCGAGAUCUGGGAAGGAAAAGGGAGAUGGUGAGCAGCUGCGGUGGGGAAGAAGGUGCGAUGGGGGAAGGACGGAGAAGCUUGUUGCGGUGUGGAAGCUUGGCGGAGGAGCCGCGGCGGUGGUGGAAGGCGGAGCAGCUAUUGCGGCGGCGGAAGGCGAGGAAACUGCUACUGGUGGUGUUGACGGCGGAGGUGCGAUGAUGACCAAGAUGAAGAGUGCAGGCGCCGCCCCCACUUAACUAGCGGAGGCGGCGACCGCCGGAAGAAAACAGGAUGUUUAGAGAGAGAUUAGGGUUUGACUGUUCAUUUCUUGGACACCAUCACAUAAUACAUUGUUAAUUUGUCAAGACUAGACAACACACUUGACCAUCAUCGAGUGCAAGGGACGAGCAAAA